Messenger RNA from Anoplopoma fimbria (sablefish), 1671 nucleotides. Its product is annotated as zinc finger protein OZF-like. Gene Ontology annotation, biological process: regulation of transcription by RNA polymerase II. The transcript is spliced from 2 exons. Bases 1 to 1671 code for a protein of 556 amino acids. The record is from RefSeq and is a predicted model, not a curated record. NCBI's taxonomy places the organism in Eukaryota, Metazoa, Chordata, Actinopteri, Perciformes, Anoplopomatidae. Gene Ontology annotation, molecular function: RNA polymerase II cis-regulatory region sequence-specific DNA binding; DNA-binding transcription factor activity.
AUGUUUGUCCAUAAUGUGCUCCCUGCAGAUAUCCAGCAGCUUUUGGUAAUUAAAGAAGAUGUCCCCCCUGAGUGCCUGGACCAGGACCAGGAGGACCCAGAGCGCCUCCAUGUAAAAGAGGAACAGGAGGAACUCUGGACCCAUCUACAGGGAGAGCAGCUUUAUGGACUGGAGGAGGAUGAUAUCACUGUUACUGUGGAGAGUAAAGAUGACAAACCUCAGUCCUCACGGCUCCAUCAAAGCCAAACAGAGGACAACAGAGAGGCGGAGCCGCCAGCCGGCAGCUCAGCUACACAGAUAAAAACAGAAACUGAAGGAGAGGACUGUGGGGGAUCAGGACCAGCCUGGGACCUAAAUCCACAUAGUCAUUCACGUCCAAAUACUGAUGAUGAAAAAGCUUCAGAAUCUUUUCAGACUGAAGUCAGUUAUGGUGAUUGGCAAGAACCUUUGUCAGAUUCUGGACCUGAAAGUGAAGACAGUGACAAUGUUUGGAGGGAGACCAGGGCACCUGAGUCUGCUGAUGCUCUGAAAGAUAAGGAAGCCCUUGUAAAUGUUGUGGGAUGUAACACUGGCAACAAAUCAUUUAGCUUCUUUAAGUGUAGUAAACGGUUUUACUACAAAGGGUUUCUUCAGAGACACAUGUUAUGUCAUUUUGGAAAAAAGUCUUCCAGCUGUUUGGUUAAUAAGAAAUGUUUUAGAGUGAAACAAAAGAUAGAGUCACCGCCAAGAGUUCUCACAAGAGAGAAACCAUUCGGUUGUGAUGUCUGUGGGAAAAGCUUUUCAGGAAAGGGGAAUUUGAAGAAACACAUAAGAGUCCACACAGGAGAGAAACCAUUCAGUUGUGAUGUCUGUGGGAGAAGUUUUUCACAACAGGGGAGUUUGAAUAUUCACAUAAGAGUCCACACAGGAGAGAAACCAUUCGGUUGUGAUGUGUGUGGGAAAAGCUUUAAAAGAAAGGGGCAUUUGAAGGGACACAUAAGAGUCCAUACAGGGGAGAAACCAUUUGGUUGUGAUGUCUGUGGGAAAGGUUUUACAUAUAAAGGGAGUUUGAAGAAACACAUAAGAGUCCACACAGGGGAGAAACCAUUCAGUUGUCAUGUCUGUGGGAAAAGUUUUACAGAUAAGGGGAAUUUGAAUAUUCACAUAAGAGUCCACACAGGAGAGAAACCAUUCGGUUGUGAUGUUUGUGGGAAAAGCUUUAAAGGAAAGGGGCAUUUAAAUAGACACAUAAGAGUCCACACAGGAGAGAAACCAUUCGGUUGUGAUGUGUGUGGGAAAAGUUUUACAGAUCAGGGGAAUUUGAAGAAACACAUAAGAGUCCACACAGGGGAGAAACCAUUCGGUUGUGAUGUCUGUGGGAGAAGCUUUUCAGGAAAGGGGAGUUUGAAUAUUCACAUAAGAGUCCACACAGGAGAGAAACCAUUUGGUUGUGAUGUCUGUGGGAAAAGUUUUACAGAUAAGGGGAAUUGGAAGAAACACAAAAGAGGGAGUUUGAAUAGUCACAUAAGAGUCCACACAGGAGAGAAACCAUUUGGUUGUGAUGUCUGUGGGAAAAGCUUUUCAGGAAAGUCGAAUUUGAAGAGACACAUGAAAGGCCACACAGGAGAGAAACCAUUUGGUUGUGAUGUUUGUGGGAAAAGUUUUACAGAGUUACAAGUUGUGAAAGAUUAA